AUGAAGGACCGUCACGUCGAUGGCAAGUGGACCGAUAUUCCUGACCCGCCCGUACAGGCUGAAGUUCUAGACUGGUGGUUUCGAUUCCACGAAGACUUCUGCUCAGAGGAACGACGCCGCUACUAUUCGACCACGAGCCCGAAGGACCUUGUCGGUGCUGAAGCUCAGCGACAAAUUGAUCUCUUUGUCAAGCGAAAGAAUGGGCAGCCGCCAGACGCCGCGCACGACUGGAGAGAUGUUGACGUUAUCGGUGAGCUCAAGGCGUCCAAUAACAACAAAAAGGCGACGCUUCUCCAGCUCGGCCGAUACGUGAUCGCCGGUUACACGAUGAUGAAUGACGAAGAACUGGGAUUGGAUAUAUUUACAGAUCGGGAUGGCGACGGUCGUCUGAUACACAUUGAGCAGGAUGGGGCUUCAGGCAGGAAGAGGAUGCGAUUGGACUCGCAGCCUUUCACCCAUCAACGAGCAAUCGUCUGCCGCGGGACUUCUUGCUACCUCACGAAGCCUUCGGACGCCGAGGAUUGGAGUUGUGUCGCCAAGCUUUCGUGGACGUCCGACAGGCGAAAGCCAGAGGCAGACUUUCUCAGACUGGCGCAACAGAGAGGAGUCGAGGGUAUUGCUAACGCAACAGUCAAAGGUUUGGCCAAGGGCAGGAUGAGGUUACCUGGCCGGGCGAUUCACAAGCACAAGAAAAUAUCGGAGCUUCUCGGGGCGCUCCGUGACGCCAUCAAAGCACACAGGUCCCUGUACCUCAAAGGCAACAUCCUGCACCGGGACAUUUCCGAGAACAACAUCAUCAUCACCGACAGCAAAACGACUGGUCACAUGGGCAUGCUGAUUGACCUGGACCUUGCCAGAGAACUGGGCAGCGGGCGCAGCGGGCGCGCUGUCGCACUGGCACGAUGGAGUUCAUGGCAAUUGAGUGCGCGCGUCGUGGCUGGGGUAGCAAGUGGCCGAAAGAAACUCUGA
Hirsutella rhossiliensis is the source of this 969-nucleotide messenger RNA. RefSeq lists its product as uncharacterized. The record is from RefSeq and is a predicted model, not a curated record. Bases 1 to 969 code for a protein of 322 amino acids. Gene Ontology annotation, biological process: protein phosphorylation. Gene Ontology annotation, molecular function: protein kinase activity. Lineage: Eukaryota; Fungi; Ascomycota; Sordariomycetes; Hypocreales; Ophiocordycipitaceae. The transcript has 6 exons.